AUGGCUGCUAUCCCGAAGAAAGUGGUGAUUGUCGGCAAUGGAGCCUGUGGCAAGACACGCUUGCUCAUGUUCUUCAGCAAGGACCAGUUCCCAGAGGUGUUUAUGCUUGAGGUGUUUAUGCUUAAGGUGUUUGAGAACUAUGUGGAAGAUUAUGAUCACCUGAGGCCUCUCUCCUACCCAGACACCGAUGUUCUAUUGAUGUGUUUCUCCAGCAAUAGUCCCGAUAGUUUAGAAAACAUCGCCGAAAGAUGGACUCCAGAAGUCAAGCAUUUCUGUCCCAAUGCACCCGUCAUCCUGGUUGGGAAUAAGAAGGAUCUUUGCAAUGAUGAACACACAAAGCGGGAGCUAGCCAAGAUGAAGCAGGAACCGGUAAAACUUGAAGAAGGCAGAGACAUGGCAAGUGGGAUUGGUGCUUUAGGGUAUGUGGAGUGUUGGGCAAAGACCAAAGAUGGAGUGAGGGAGGUUUUUGAAAUGGCUGCGAGAACUGCUUUGUAA
Messenger RNA from Carlito syrichta (Philippine tarsier), 495 nucleotides. Its product is annotated as transforming protein RhoA-like. Gene Ontology annotation, cellular component: dendritic spine; cleavage furrow. The record is from RefSeq and is a predicted model, not a curated record. Gene Ontology annotation, molecular function: GTP binding; GTPase activity. Gene Ontology annotation, biological process: cell migration; small GTPase-mediated signal transduction; stress fiber assembly. Bases 1 to 495 code for a protein of 164 amino acids. The transcript is spliced from 2 exons. Lineage: Eukaryota; Metazoa; Chordata; Mammalia; Primates; Tarsiidae.